AGGGGCGCGCGGGUCCACGGGGUGCAGCCGGCCGGGCCGGGGCUGUAGGGCCCGCGCUGCCCGGGACGCGGCGUGAGAGGAGGCAGCCGAGGAGCCCGGAGCGCGGCCCGCCGAGCGGGAUGCUGGCACAUGUGUCUUGGUCCCUGAUUCCCUUCUGUGGACACGCUGAUCAUUCCUCCUCCUGUGGUGGAGACUUUGACAGAGCUGCUCAGAUCUACAGGGUCUUCAUUGAAUUCUGUCAUGGUUAUUUAAGGAAUCUUGCCUAGAAAGUCCCCACAAGCACUCAGUUCCCUGCUGCCCGGAAGGCGUGGACUCCAAGAUGAUCAUAAAGGAAUACCGGAUCCCCCUGCCAAUGACUGUGGAGGAAUACCGCAUCGCCCAGCUGUACAUGAUACAGAAAAAGAGCCGAAAUGAGACCUAUGGACAAGGCAGCGGAGUGGAGAUCCUGGAGAACCGGCCCUACACAGAUGGGCCUGGCGGCUCUGGGCAGUACACCCACAAGGUGUAUCACGUGGGCAUGCACAUUCCUGGCUGGUUUCGCUCCAUCUUGCCCAAGGCAGCCUUGCGAGUGGUGGAGGAGUCCUGGAAUGCCUACCCCUAUACCCGAACAAGGUUCACCUGCCCCUUUGUGGAGAAGUUCUCCAUUGACAUUGAAACCUUUUAUAAGACAGACACUGGGGAAAACAAUAAUGUGUUCAACCUGUCUCCUGUGGAAAAGAACCAGCUGAUAACAGACAUCAUCGACAUUGUAAAGGAUCCUGUGCCCCCCAAUGAAUAUAAGACAGAAGAAGACCCCAAGCUGUUCCAGUCAGUCAAGACCCGUCGGGGACCUCUUUCUGAAAACUGGAUUCAGGAAUACAAGAAGCGGCUCCUCCCCAUCAUGUGUGCCUACAAGCUCUGCAAGGUGGAGUUCCGAUACUGGGGCAUGCAGUCCAAAAUUGAGAGGUUCAUCCACGACACCGGCCUGCGGCGGGUGAUGGUGAGGGCCCACCGGCAGGCCUGGUGCUGGCAGGAUGAAUGGUAUGGGCUGACCAUGGAGAAAAUCCGAGAGCUGGAGAGGGAGGUGCAGCUCAUGCUAUCCCGCAAAAUGGCCCAGUUUUCGGAGGAAGGACCUUCAGAACUAAGCCAUGACAAUGCUGUCAAGGACCAGGCACCUGGACCAACCUCUGAAUCCGGCAACAACAGUGGGGAGCCUCUGGGGCGGGGCCUGAAGAAGCAGUGGUCCACCUCCUCCAAGUCCUCAAGGUCCUCCAAGCGGGGAGCCAGCCCCUCCCGACAUAGCAUCUCUGAGUGGAGGAUGCAGAGUAUCGCCAGGGACUCUGACGAAGGCUCAGAGGACGAGUUCUUCGAUGCACAAGAGAACUUGCAACACAAGGAGGAAAUGCACGCCAAGGACAUCACCAAAUGGAAUUCCAAUGACCUCAUGGACAAAAUGGAGAAUCCAGAGCCUGAGGAAUCACAGGAUGGGCUCUACCACCAGAGCGACUCCGAGUUCAGGGUAGCCUCCAGUGUGGAGCAGCUGAACAUGGAGGAUGAGGUGAGCCAGCCACUAGCCGCGCCACCCUCCAAGAUUCACGUGCUGCUGCUGGUGCUGCACGGAGGUACCAUCCUGGACACUGGAGCGGGGGACCCCAGCUCCAAGCAGGGUGACACCAACACUAUCACCAACGUGUUCGACACCGUCAUGCGUGUGCACUAUCCCAGUGCCCUAGGCCACCUAGCCAUCCGCCUGGUGCCCUGCCCACCCAUCUGUGCUGACGCCUUCGCCCUCGUCUCCAACCUCAGUCCCUAUGGCCAUGAUGAGGGCUGUCUGUCUAGCAGCCAGGACCACAUCCCCCUGGCUGCCCUGCCCCUGCUGGCCACUUCCUCACCCCAGUACCAGGAGGCAGUUGCUACAGUGAUUCAGCGGGCCAACCUGGCCUAUGGAGACUUUAUCAAGUCCCAGGAAGGUGUGACCUUCAACGGACAGGUCUGCCUGAUUGGAGACUGUGUUGGGGGCAUCCUAGCAUUUGAUGCCUUAUGCUACAGUGGCCAGCCGGUGUCUGAGAGCCAAAGCAGUAGUCGCCGGGGCAGUGUGGUCAGCAUGCAGGACGCUGACCUGCUGUCCCCGGGCAUCCUGGUGAAUGCAGCACACUGCUCCAGUGGUAGUGGCGGUGGCAGUGGCGGAGGCUCCAGCCUGGAGAGCAGUCGGCACCUGAGCCGCAGCAACAUUGACAUCCCCCGAAGCAACGGUACCGAGGACUCCAGAAGGCAGCUGCCCCGCAAGAGGAGUGACUCAUCCACCUAUGAGCUGGACACCAUCCAGCAACACCAGGCCUUCCUAUCCAGCCUCCAUGCCAGCGUGCUGAGGAAUGAGCCCAGCUCCCGCCGCUCAAGCAGUUCCACAAUGCUGGAUGGUGCCGGGGCCCUGGGCAAGUUUGACUUCGAGAUCGCCGACCUCUUCCUCUUCGGGUGCCCACUGGGGCUAGUCCUAGCCUUGAGGAAAACAGUCAUCCCCUCCCUGGACGUUUUCCAGCUGCGGCCAGCGUGUCAGCAAGUGUACAACCUCUUCCACCCUGCGGACCCCUCAGCCUCCCGCCUGGAACCGCUGCUGGAGCGACGCUUCCACACCCUGCCGCCCUUCAGCAUCCCUCGAUACCAGCGCUACCCGCUGGGGGACGGCUGUUCCACACUACUGGCGGAUGUGCUCCAAACCCACAACACAGUCUUCCAAGAGCAUGCAGCCCCCUCGUCACCUGGCACAGCCCCUGCUAGCCGCGGCUUCCGCAGAGCCAGUGAGAUCAGCAUUGCCAGUCAGGUGUCAGGGAUGGCCGAGAGCUACACAGCAUCCAGCAUUGCCCAGAAGGGUCCCUCGUCGCUCAACCACACCCCCAGCAUCAGGCGCCUAUCCUUACUCGCCCUGCCCCCCCCAUCCCCUACCACCCAGGGUCCCCGUGCCAGGGCAAGGCAGGUGAGCCCUAACCUGGAGAGGGCCCCCUGCCUCCCUGACUUGGACAUCGGAAAAGUUGCUGCCAAGUGGUGGGGCCAGAAGCGGAUUGACUACGCCCUGUACUGCCCCGACGCCCUCACGGCCUUCCCCACAGUGGCCCUGCCCCACCUCUUCCAUGCCAGCUACUGGGAGUCAACCGAUGUGGUCUCCUUUCUACUGAGACAGGUCAUGCGGCAUGACAGCUCGAGCAUCCUAGAGCUGGACGGAAAGGAGAUGUCCGUGUUCACGCCUUCGCAGCCCAGGGAGAAGUGGCAACGCAGGAGGACACAUGUGAAGCUGCGGAACGUGGCAGCCAACCACCGGAUCAAUGAUGCAGUUGCUAAUGAGGAUGGCCCACAGGUUGUGACAGGCCGGUUCAUGUACGGGCCCUUGGACAUGGUCACCCUGACUGGGGAAAAGGUGGAUGUACACAUCAUGAUGCAGCCGCCUUCAGGUGAGUGGCUGUACCUAGACACUCUAGUGACCAACAGCAGUGGGCGUGUCUCCUACACCAUUCCAGAAACACACCGCCUGGGGGUGGGCGUCUACCCUAUCAAGAUGGUGGUCAGGGGAGACCACACAUUUGCCGACAGCUACAUCACUGUGCUCCCCAAGGGCACAGAGUUUGUGGUCUUCAGUAUCGAUGGCUCCUUUGCCGCCAGUGUGUCCAUCAUGGGGAGCGACCCCAAGGUGCGCGCCGGGGCUGUGGACGUGGUGCGACACUGGCAGGACCUGGGCUACCUCAUCAUCUAUGUGACCGGCCGGCCCGACAUGCAGAAGCAGCGGGUGGUGGCAUGGCUGGCUCAGCACAAUUUCCCUCAUGGUGUGGUGUCCUUCUGUGAUGGCCUGGUGCACGACCCACUGCGUCACAAGGCUAACUUCCUGAAGCUGCUCAUCUCUGAGUUGCACCUGCGUGCACAUGCGGCCUACGGCUCCACCAAGGAUGUGGCAGUCUACAACUCCAUCAGCCUGUCUCCCAUGCACAUCUACAUUGUGGGCCGCCCCACCAAGAAGCUGCAGCAGCAGUGCCAGUUCAUCACAGAUGGCUACGCGGCCCACCUGGCCCAGCUCAAGUACAAUCACCGGGCUCGUCCGGCCCGGAACACGGCCACACGCAUGGCUCUGCGCAAGGGCAGCUUCGGCCUACCUGGCCAGGGUGAUUUCCUCCGCUCCCGGAAUCACCUGCUCCGCACCAUCUCGGCUCAGCCCGGUGGGCCCAGCCAUCGGCAUGAUCGGACACAGACCCAGACGGACAGCGAGCAGCGGGGCCAGCGCAGCCUGAGUGUGGCGGCCAGCUGCUGGGGCCGCGCCAUGACGGGCCGGCUUGAACCAGGGGCAGCCACAGGACCCAAGUAGGACACCCUCAGGAGCCGCUGUGGUCUCCAUGGUGCUAGGCCAGGGCACCGGCCCUCCUGGGAGGCCUGGCCUGGGCACAUGUAGGUGGCUGAGGACAAGCACAGACAUGGCCUGAGAACUUGACCCAGGGCCCCUUGGAAGACAUGGCCAUGCCAACACAGUCCUCCCAGCCUUGCCUAAUGCCCUAGGCUCUGAGGAGCCCAGCUGGUCAUGGAAACUGGCAGGAUGUCCAGCCCAUGGUGGAAGAGGAGCCAGCAUCGGCCACUUAGCCCAGCCUGGGAGGCAUUCCUGGACAUCUUGCUCUGUGUUGAUCUCUCAGCCUCCUGGUGCCAGGCAUGGGUCUCGGCCCUGCCUGCCACCUCCCUGUCCACUGGCGCCCCUUCCCAUCUG
Messenger RNA from Arvicanthis niloticus (Nile rat), 4714 nucleotides. The record is from RefSeq and is a predicted model, not a curated record. NCBI's taxonomy places the organism in Eukaryota, Metazoa, Chordata, Mammalia, Rodentia, Muridae.